Messenger RNA from Lates calcarifer (barramundi perch), 6217 nucleotides. RefSeq names its product acid-sensing ion channel 1. Gene Ontology annotation, cellular component: membrane. NCBI's taxonomy places the organism in Eukaryota, Metazoa, Chordata, Actinopteri, Centropomidae. Bases 1446 to 2930 code for a protein of 494 amino acids. The transcript has 11 exons. The record is from RefSeq and is a predicted model, not a curated record. Gene Ontology annotation, biological process: sodium ion transmembrane transport.
AGAAUAACAAACAAAAAGGGGAAUGUAUGAUGACUUUUCAUUUGAUGAGUCUGAUAUUUAAUAAUGAAAGCCUCGCUGGAGUCUGCAUUAGUACCCAAAUCAUGGCUGACUUGUGCUGUCAGAGUCUACAAAAUAUGUAAAUGUAUUAUUCAUGCUCUGUGCUUACAGCAGAUCAGGUCUCUCAUAAAACUGUGUAAACCAGGGGUCUCAAACUGGUCAUGGAAAAGUUGUAUAACCCUUUUUCAUAGUCGACAUUUUAACUUGUCAAACACAGGUGUGACUGAUGACACUGAUUGCUGCACUGCUGGAAAAGAGUCAUCGUUACUGUCAUUACUUACACCUGUGUGUCAAAAGUUCCGCUGUGAAAAGGGUUUGUGAAUCAAAUUAAUUUAGGAAUGAUAAAGAAAAAAACAGUGCUCUGACACUGACAAAGCUAUCAAAUCUCAGCUCAUUAAUAUUUAUUCGGAAAGCAAAAAAGACCUGUCAGUUUAAAGAUGGACCCAGACUUUAGAGAGGGAAGAAAAGAAACGCAUCUGCCAGACACGAGAUAUGAAGAAAGCUCUUCCUCUCGAGUUCACAGCUGCGGUCUUGUGAAGUGAAUAUUUGAAACUACAGUAACUCACAGGUGAAGAGCAGAGCGUCAGUCCACUCUCCUCUCUUCUCCUCUCUCGUCCACCGCUGCUGCUGCUGCUGCUGCUGCUGCUGCUGCCAGACAGACAUAAAAAAAAAAACUAGAGCGGAGGAAAAGCUCACGACUCGCCACCGACCAGACUAACCAACCGUCUGACUCCCAUACACGUUUACAGAUUCCUGAGUAAAGAAAAACCCCUCCUGAUCUGACCUGAAAAUCUACUGAGUGACUGAAGGGGGACGUGCGUGCAGCGAAGCUACAGAAGAACUCUCAAUAAAUGAGCUCAAGUGUCAGAAGGAUUUCUUUCUCUUUUCGGUCUCCGGGUUUCCUCUUGUUGACGUGCAGGAAUGAUGCGUGCUUCACCGGACUUAUAAUCGACCAGCGGAAUCGCGCAGGCUGAUGAAACACUUUGACAAUCCUUCUUUUUCUUUGCUUUCCUGCAACCCAGAGAGAAACCUGCAAAACAUCACUGUAGCGCAGUGGUGAUGGACCUUCGUUUUGACAUCUUGGUGAUGCGUGCCUUUGAAGAGUCAUCCUGCUUUUGCACGCCUGCCUAUGUGAAAUGCGCUACUUUUGCUCGUGAUUCCCUCUCGUCUGACUUUUUAAAAGAGCGAAAGAUGCUCGAAAUGUUUUUCCAUCCGCGUGCAUGAGAGAUGGCGACCAAACCGCACCAAGUCCAACAGUGGUUUUCUGCACGUUUGCACCUGUUCGGGUGGAUAAUGACAGUUUAUGCCACAGGUGAAUAAACAUUGGCUCAGUUUCCCUCAACAAAGAGUGUUUUUGAAUCUGCUUUCGAGCUUGUUGCACAGUGACAAUGGAUCUCAAAGUCGAGACCGAAGAAAUGGACUCGAAUCAACCUCCACCCAUAGAAGUUUUUGCGCACAGCUCGACCCUGCACGGAAUCUCCCACAUCUUCACGUACGAACGGUUCUGCAUCAAACGCUGCUUGUGGGUCGUGUUUUUCCUGGGCUCCUUGACCUUCUUGUUGUACGUGUGCGUGGACCGGAUCCACUUCUACCUCGAGUACCCGCACGUCACCAAAUUGGACGAGGUCACGACCCCGGUCAUGACGUUCCCCGCGGUCACUUUUUGCAACCUGAACGCGUUUCGGUUCAGUCGUGUGACGCGCAACGACCUGUACCACGCAGGGGAGCUGCUGGCCCUGCUCAACCAGAGGUAUGAGAUCAGGGACAUUCACCUGGUGGAAGAGAGCGUCCUGGAGAGCCUGAAAGUCAAAGCUGACUUCCACAAUUUCAAGCCGCGACCCUUCAACAUGCGGGAGUUUUACGACCGCACCGGUCACGACAUCAACGACAUGCUGCUCUCCUGCCACUUCCAUGGCACCGAGUGCAGAGCAGAAGACUUCAAAGUGGUCUUCACUCGGUAUGGGAAGUGUUACACCUUUAAUGCAGGCGGUGAAGGACGCACUCCCCUCAUCACCACCAAGGGAGGCAUGGGUAAUGGACUUGAGCUUAUGCUGGACAUUCAGCAGGAUGAGUACCUGCCAGUGUGGGGAGAAACAGAUGAGACAUCAUUUGAAGCUGGGGUCAAAGUUCAGAUCCACAGUCAGGACGAGCCGUCCUUCAUUGACCAGCUUGGGUUUGGAGUGGCACCCGGGUUCCAGACAUUUGUUUCCUGCCAAGAACAAAGGCUGAUAUAUCUUCCUCCACCCUGGGGAGACUGUAAGGUGACGCCCAUGGAUUCAGACUUCUUUGACAGUUACAGCAUCACCGCCUGUCGCAUUGACUGUGAAACACGGUACCUGGUGGACAACUGCAACUGCCGCAUGGUGCACAUGCCUGGCGAUGCACCGUACUGCACCCCCGAGCUGUACAAAGAAUGUGCUGACCCAGCUCUCGAUUUCCUGGUGGAGAGAGACAAUGAUUUCUGUGUUUGUGAGACACCGUGCAACAUGACCAGAUACAGCAAAGAGCUGUCCUUUGUCAAGAUCCCCAGCAAGGCCUCUGCUAAAUAUCUUGCAAAGAAAUACAACAAAUCUGAGCAGUACAUUAAGGAGAACAUCCUGGUUUUAGACAUCUUCUUUGAGGCGCUCAACUAUGAGACUAUUGAACAGAAGAAGGCUUAUGAAGUGGCUGGACUUUUAGGUGAUAUCGGUGGUCAGAUGGGACUUUUUAUUGGGGCAAGCAUACUCACUAUUCUGGAGUUAUUUGACUACCUUUAUGAGGUGAUAAAGUACAAGCUGUGUCGCUGCUCCGAUAAGAAGCACAACAACAAUAACGACCAGGGAACGGUCCUGAGCUUAGAUGAUGUCAAGUGCCACGUCAGUAACUUUCACUAGGCUUCUGAAGCCGUGAGGAGGAGGCACUCCCUUGUCUCUGAACGGUUUCAUGAACUUUGUUCACUGCAGUUUGCUGGUGCAGACAUCUUGAGCAACGGGGGAAGUGUCUGAACUGUGCCUGGUGAAGGUUUGUGAGCAAUGAGGUGAAUAUAAUCAUGUGGCUUAAGUAGGGGAGACAGCCACACAGACAGCAGGACAGCAGAAACCAGUGAUCAACAUGUUGUGAUGAAUUCAAAAACGUUAGAAUAACUGCAUGGUCAUCUGUAAACAGCUUUUAAAGACAUAGUAACAGAUACAGUAAAUGGGGGCAUGAACUAAACAAAGGUUCAUAUGUGUUCAGUUAAACAGCAUUAGAAAUCCCAGCUGUGCAGUGGUGUUUUGUCAUCUGUCAAUUUGAAGGAGUUUUUUGUAAAAUAAUUGAUGUGAUGGAUUUGUUUUCACUCUCAAAAUGUCAAAUAUCAGCACUGUAUAUUUUUUUCACUAAUAUCUUUCAACGUGAGGCUUUAUUUUACAGGUCCGUAUAUUCUAGUUUAUUUCCAAAUGAUGUCCUAAGAAGUCUUCUGGAAAUAAGCACAUAAUAGGGCACUAAGGUGAGGUCAAAUAGGGAGUGAUCAUUUGGUUUACUUCCAGUUAUUUUUAAAUGCUAAGCUAGCAUAGUCUUAAUGUUAUUACUCAGAGGAUAGCAGGUGAGCUGAACAUGCAAAAUGUGAAAUAUGUCUACAGACAAACAUGCAGGUCAGCAUAAAUGAAGAAUGAAGUUUCCAAUAGUAAAUAAGUGAGUAAUGAAUAUUCACUGGGAUUUAAAUGGAGCAAUUUUGUUCAUUGAAAUUAAUCUAGAGGCCAAUAAUGAACUACUUGACUAACUAACAUAACAGUCUAACAUCUUUGCCUCUACCUUUCCUGUGAUUAGUACCAAACUCCAACUAGCUUUCAAGAAAUUAUUAGAAAAUAAAAGACCUGUAAAAUCAAGUGCAACUCAUUUGUUUUCAUCGCUUUCUAUUAUUUUAAAUACUUCUCUUUUUUUCGCCAGAUUUCCAUUUUUAUAUUCAUGUCAUUUAAGACAUUUAAGUCAUUUAAGUCUUCCCUUGUUAAACCCUGUGCAUUUUGCCAAUAUACUCUACUACCUCAUCUUGCAGGGUGACAGCGCCAUGAAGAUUUAGCAAGUCAAGCAAAUUGAUAACAAAAAGGUAAUUUUCAUGUAUUCAACAGGCUGAAAAAAAGUAUCAUUAAAACAAGCCUACGCAACAUUUGCUGAGCAGCAGUAAUGGGCAUGUUAUAGUAGAAAAAGCUCAGGUGUAAAUAAUAAAAUUAAUGUUGGCUUGAUUCCAUUUAUUUAUGUUAUUGUUCAUGCUGGCUCACUGCCACACUUUCAUGGCUUACUCUAAUAGAACACUAAUAGCAGGUAAUGUUAUUAGUUAAACCUAUGCUUUUCCUACUAUGAUAUGUUAAAAAUGUUUGCUGUGAACAAUUAUGAGAACAAUCAUGACACAAUUGCAGAAUAACAGAACCACAAUUAGUAGGGUUAUUAAGCCAGAAAAGUGACUCAGUAAUGUCCUUUAUACAGCAAUAUUUAACUAAAGUUUGCUAAUAUUGGCUGACAUUAGUCUCCAAAAGCUACUGGUCAACCCACAGCAAGUAAGGCUGUAGCACCGAGAUCCCUGAAUGUAUUGAAUUGAACUGAUAAUAGUUUGACAUUUUGGGAAACACACCAAAGAGAUUUCAGUGACAGUAGCCACAGCCAGCAGCUAACUUAGCUUAGCAUAAACACAGGAAACAGGGAAAAGCAGCUCUUAAUUGUUUAACAAAACCCAAUUGGCAACAUCUCUAAAACUCACUGAAAAAAACUGUUCUACUGGUGAUUUCUGUUUGUUCUCACACUCAAAUUUGUUUUCCCAUUUCCAGUCUCUCUGCAAAGCUAAGCUAGCUGCUACUAGCUGUAGCCUUAUAUUUAGACAUGAGAGUCGAAUCAAUCUCCUCAUCUAAUUCUCUAUUAGAAGUUCAUUUCCCAAAAUACUGAACUGACUAAAGCUAAAACAGAUGUUUUUUUACCAUGCCAGAGACUGAUUCAAUUUAAUGUACUCAAACCAGAUUAUGAACAAAUAUUUAAAAGCUCUUAUCCAUACCAACCAGGUGCUACAUACUCUAUAGUUUGCCUUCAAAUUCCCUGUCAAUGACAAUCACUGUAUACUGUAUAAUAAUCUCAGAAGAAAUUAAGCAUUAUAAAGAAAUGUUUCCUGGCAAGAGUACAAAACAGACUUCAUGGGAAUGUCUUACAUCUUUACAUGUACCUAGAUGCUGUUCAUCACAUUUAAGGGAAUUUACCUCCGGGCGUGUUAACAUGUCAAGAUAAAAAUUAAUGAGAACAAAUAUGAUGAAUGUGUUUUUCCAUCAUCUAGGGCUUUAACUUGCAUGUAGCACUGUACAGUAGGUGUCUUAAAUGUGGUCCAUUGAUGAACAGAUAAUCUGCACGUCUGACUGCAGUUUGUGUUAUCAUCUGUCUGUAUGUUUGGUCGUAUUUUGUGAGCAUGUUUGUUUGUGUGUGUGUGUGUUUUCAAUGUUACCUGAUAUCUGUGCCAAAUUCAGAAACUCGAUAAAGGAAAAUUUGAACUCCUGCCCUCAUUCAAAAACACUAUUCAGUUCAGUCAAUAAACCAUCUUAACAUAUUCUUUUGGAGUUAAUCUACUUGCUUUCAUUAACUUUGAGCUCUAUGUUAUUCUUAGCAGGAAAUGGGAGUUGUAUAGCGUGUAGCUGUGUAGUGUUAUUAUCAAGCACAAUCAUACCAUGAGCUGUAAUUUAAUGUAUAUAUUGCAAUGACUAUGGAAAAUAAGCUUAAUGUAUUAGCAUAGUCUGAUCUGUCUAAUGUUGUACUUGUAUUUAUUUAAUAUAGACUAGCUGUGUGUCUCAAUUCAGUUUUUCUGUACAUAUGAUUCUAGAUGGUUUAUUUCUCAAAAGUGUAUUUAUCAAACACAGUAUUCAAGUAUGAGGCUACUUAUUUUUUGUUUGUAUUGAUACAGUCACGACUAAUUAUAUCGUAUCCAUCAGUAAAUUAACAGCAGGAUUGUUGUUUGCCAGCCUCCACUGCAUGAGGUCAUGCAUCUCAAAACAAGUCCUCUGCCAUGCUUUCAAGUUUUGUUAUAUUUAUGCCUCCAUUUUCAAUUUUCCAUUUUUGUUUCAGAUAUGAAAGGAUCGCUGUUUUAGUCUGGUGAUGUGUAGAUAAAUAAUGAACUUGAAGCAGUUGUAAUAUGAAAGAUUAAAUGCUAACUUUACGCAGCUUUUAUUCACUUGAA